UGUGUGUGUGUGUGUGAUUUGUGUGUGUGACUGAUAUCCUGUCACAUAAAGACUAAAAUAAAACACAUUUUUUUUGCUGCACAUCAAUUUGUUUUUCCGUAUGAGAGUGACUGGCACGGCACGCUGCACUGCUGCACUUGUUGAUGUUGAUGCGUCAAGAGACUAUCAUUUUGUGUGUGUGUGUGUGUGUGUGUGUGUGUGUGUGUGUGUGUGUGUGUGUGUGUGUGUGUGUGUGUGAGUUUCUUGUGUGCAAGCUGAGUGUUUGUGAUAAAGCCCCCCCACACCUUAAAUGCUGCAACUCUCUAGACUGACUAAUCCAAAUAGUUUGGAGAAUGUUCACUGGGAACAGCUCAAUUCAAACGUUGCCAUGACACACACACGAGAUGCCAAACAACUGCCUUGGGGAGCGACUCUGUGCCACAGAACAAAUUUACACACACACACACACACACACACACACACACACACACACACACACACACACACACAUGCUCCUAGUGUUAAUCUAUGGAGAACAGACAGUGUUAGUGUGUGCAGCGUGGUGGCAGUUCCACAGGAAAUGACUGGAUGUGAUAUGUUAGUGGGGAUAGAUGGCAUGUGGGUGGAUUGGAGUGGAUUGGAGUGGACUGGAGUGGACACCCUCACACACACACAGCUCUCCCAAAGUUUGCCUCACAUGCCAAAGCCCUGUGUGUGUGUGUGUGUGUGUGUGUGUGUGUGUGUGUGUGUGUGUGUGUUGUGUGUGUGUGUGUGUGUGUGUUUGUGUGUGUGUUUGUGUGUGUGUGUGUGUGUGUGUGUGUGUGUGUGUGUGUUUGUGUGUGUGUGUGUGUGUGUGUGUGUGUGUGUGUGUGUGUGUGUGUGUGUGUGUGUGUCCGCUGGUCCUGAGCUCUGAGCUCUCGUUGGUGUUUAUAAAGCGGGGAGUGCUGAGGGUCAGCCAGGAAGACUGUAGCAGGCCCAGCACCAGGUCUGUUCCCAGUGCCAGGAGCGUUUAGCCAGUCAGGCUGACACAGAGCAGGAGCUGCUCUGCUCGUGCUGAAGGAACGCAGAACCGAAACCCUCCACUACACACACACACACACACCACACACACACACACCUCCAACACCCUCCACCACUAACCUCUCCCAGCACUCAGCUUCCACAGGAACUUUGUGCUCAAACCCACUCUGCUUCUGUUGUGAACAUGGCAGGUGAUGAUGAUGAUGAUGAUGAUGAUGAUGAUGGUGAUGGUGGGGUUGUGAUGAUGAUGAUGAUGGUGGUUGUGAUGAUGAUGAUGAUGGUGAUGGUGAUGAUGAUGAUGAUGAUGAUGAUGGUCAUGAUAGUUCACUAGUGUCCCUGCCUUGUAGACGUGAGUGUUAAUAGACCUUUGCUGACCAGAAAAUGGCCAAGUGUACCACCACACUGUGCAAUGCAACUAGUCAUCCUGCUGAAGCAGCCUUUUGGAUUCUUUGGUUCAGACUGAAUGCAUGUGCAUCUACUGUUUGGUGAAUUAACUGAUCAUUUAGAUUAUCCUCUGUUUGAUUUGAUUUCUCUUUAUUUUACAUGCCUUGGUUUCACUAUUCUCUGUUCUUUCCUUUUACUGAUAGUACACUGAUAUAAACUGUACUUCCAUAGCACCUUCCUAUAGCUGCAUGGGGUUUCCAUAUAGUCACUAUACCUUAACUGUAAUAAAGAUGCUUCUGGUAAGACUCUUCCUUCUCUUGUCCUCUUUCUCCGUUUCCUUCUAUGUCAUUUCCUUUUCCUGUUCUUUUGUCUUUCUCUCCUCCGAUGUAAUUCCUGUAGGGAGACAGAGUCAGAGCAUGGACAGGGCAGAGAGGAGCCUUCAGACAAGAGCGCCACAGAGACCCUGCUCCCGUUAUGUAACGGCCAGGCUACGGAGGAGGCUGAGGCCAAGGUGGAGACGACGUCAGCCGGGGACUGUGUCCAGGUCUCGGAGGAGAUUACCCACAAUUCCCCCUCUCUCCCAGGCUCUGCCAGCAGCGCUGAGCCAGAACACUUGGCUCUGGCCCUCUGCGAAUGGUCUGACCAGACCACAGAGCCAGCCGCUGACAGUAAUAGUGCGUGUUUGUAUGAGGACAGUCCUGUGACAGACACUUCCUCUGAGGCACCAGUGCUCCUAAGUCCCUCUCUCUCUUCCCAGAGUACUGACCAACCACCACUAGAUGGCGGUGCCAUCUCAGGAGAGAACCUGAGUCUGUCUUGUGUAGUGGAGGCUUCUGUUGUUCCUGAUGAAUCCUCUGGUCAGGAGAUGAAGCGAUCUUCCACUCCCAUGCCUGACACAAACAGUCCAGCCGAGCAGGUGUUCGCUCUGGCCCCAGAUCAGACGGAGGUCUCUCUCUUGUGCGCAUCUCCAUCUCUAAAGCCCAUCGGCUCUCCAGCGCCUCUCAGAAGGGAGCUCCUGUUGAACCCUCUCGAGUUCCUCCCGCGGGGUGCCCCGUGCCCACCCCUGCCCCGUGCCCUUGCCCCCAAUGCCCCCGGUGCCCCUGGUGCCCGCGCGGCCCCGCUGCGGGACAAGGCCCCCAUUGUGAGCGGCCCACAGGCCAGCGGCUUGAGGCCGUCUGAGGGAGGGCUCUCUCAGUCUCUGCUGGACGCCCUGCUCAUCACGCCCAUCACCCAGAAUCCCCCUCUCCGCCUGCGGAAGAACAAACGGCGCUGGGCCACCACGGUGGUCCUGCCCAAAAGCAAGAGAGUCUCCUGGCAUCAGUCUGUUGUUGACCCGGACGACCCUUCCCUCUCCUCGCCUGUAAACGCUGUCUAUAUCUUUAGCGAGGAGGUGGAGGAGCCUCAGGUCAACACCCACGGGACCUGUGCGGUCAAGACCAUGGUGAAGGGGCCAGCCGUCGGGACACCCCGCAACAAUGGCAAUGGUGCCACCACCCAGGUACUUGCCAACAAGAGCAGGGGCCACGUGGGCCUCAUCACCCCCACAUUUGGGGGUCCCAACAGCAGCCCCAAGGUCCCCAUCAUGGACAGGCCCGUCCCCCAGGCGCACCCCAAGGACGAGGACUCGCUGGUGCAGAGGGCCGAGCAUGUUCCCGCAGGCACCCGGACGCCUGUGUGCGCCCACUGCGAAAAAGUCAUCAGAGGGCCCUUCCUGGUGGCGAUGGGCAAGGCGUGGCACCCGGAGGAGUUCAACUGCGCCCACUGCCGCACCUCUCUGGCCGACAUCGGCUUUGUGGAGGAGCAGGGCUCCGUGUACUGUGAGCACUGCUACGAGGAGUUCUUCGCUCCCGCCUGCGGCCGCUGCCAGGGGAAGAUCCUGGGGGAAGUGAUCAAUGCCCUGAAGCAGACCUGGCACGUGCACUGCUUCCUGUGUGCGUCCUGCCAGCAGCCCAUCCGCAACAACACCUUCCACCUGGAGGACGGCGAGCCCUACUGCGAGAGAGAUUAUUACAACUUGUUUGGGACCAGCUGUCAUGGUUGUGAUUUUCCUAUCGAGGCAGGGGACAAAUUCCUCGAGGCCCUGAGCUUCACAUGGCACGACACCUGCUUUGUGUGUGCGGUAUGCUGCGCCAGUCUUGAGAGUCAGACUUUCUUCUCCAAGAAGGACAAGCUGUUGUGUAAGAAGCACGCCAACACUGCCAAAAUAUGAGCUUCGGUCGUGAAGAGCUGCAGAGGAUCAGGGCGAGAUGGAGAGAGAGUGAGAGAGAGAGAGAGAGAGAGAGAGAGAGAGAGAGAGAGAGAGAGAGAGAGAGAUCACAUUCUUUUGUGUGAGAGGGAGAACCUUUUUAAAGUAAAGUCUUUUUUUUCUUUCACACUAAAGUAAGACUGUCUUUGUUAAGUCCCUUGUAAAUUCAGAAUCUAGACUCCUCUCUCACCCCUAGAUGAUAAUAAAUGGAAGAAGCCAUGGGUUGAAGUUCAGUUUUUCAAACCAACUUUAGCCUAUUCAUCUUGCAGCUCAUGGCAGUGCAUUAUAGACUCAGUAUAAACAUUUUUACAAGGAGGAAAAAAGGAUUUCUUAUUGAAAAGCUGUGUUUUUUCUCUCUAUCAACAGGGGUGGCUAGUUUCUCUACUGUUUGUUUCCAUUCCUUUCCCAGAGUAAUUGAAUCACAGAAUUUGUGUAUAUUUCAUGAUAAUUUGCCGCCAUUUUUUUUCUCCUCUGUGUGAAUGGCAUUCUUUAAACAUCGGAGAGAAAGCUUUUUUUUUCUGAGGGGGUCAGGUCAAAGCUGGACUAGUCCAUCUAGCUGAAAGUCCAUCUGUGGCUACACCUCCUCUGGAUGAAUGGAGCCUGUUGUCUGGGGUAACAGAGUUAAACAGCGACGCGGGUCGGAUCACAUGUGUCCCAUGCACUUGAAAUGUGUGCUAAUAUCGUAAAUCCUCUCUGGUUCUUGUACUCCAGCAUGGCUUUCGGCUCACUCUCUUACACAUCACCAUUAUGUGUGUGUGUGUGUGUGUCAAUGAGGGGGAAGCUAACAAUACGAACAUGAAUUAUGUUAACGUGUUGGAACAUGAAGAAAUGCAGGUGCCUAAACCUUGGUUAGAGUUUAAAAUGGUCAGUUUAAAAUAAAAGUGGACAUUCAUCUUGAACUGAGUCAAUGUCAGCACCAGGUGUUUUCCAAACGCUUCAAAAAUCCAUCCAGGUCAUAGUAGGCCUACUACAUUUUGGAUUCCUUCAUAAGAAAUAUGAUGAGAUAUAAAGAAUGUGGGAAACUUCAUUAUAUUAUUUAAUUGUCAUAUGGCAUAUAUUUUUUCUUUUUUUCUCUUUCUGUUUUUUGUCUCUAACACAAAAAUAACAUAAACAGAUGAUAACCAGAUUAUAAUACCUGUUUGGCUUAAUUUGCUUUUAUCAUGUGGGUAAGGGAGAGACUCAGUGUUUUCUUUUCAGAAUUCAUUGUCAUAAACUAAUGAAAAUGUUGUGAUUACUUUACUUUCCAGAUGAUAAUGUAUUUCAAUAUUGUCAAAAGAAUAAAACAAAGAAAAAUA
Alosa alosa (allis shad) is the source of this 4923-nucleotide messenger RNA. It is a transcript of the gene pdlim5a, whose product is annotated as PDZ and LIM domain 5a. Gene Ontology annotation, biological process: actin cytoskeleton organization; muscle structure development; heart development. The transcript has 14 exons. NCBI's taxonomy places the organism in Eukaryota, Metazoa, Chordata, Actinopteri, Clupeiformes, Clupeidae. The coding region runs from base 2249 to 3592 and encodes 447 amino acids. The record is from RefSeq and is a predicted model, not a curated record. Gene Ontology annotation, molecular function: muscle alpha-actinin binding; actin binding. Gene Ontology annotation, cellular component: filamentous actin; Z disc; adherens junction.